AUGAGUCGAGUGUGCAUUGUAGUUUUGGAGGAGGUAGAAGAUGAGUCUCCUGCAUUCGUUUCUAAGUUGCCACGGGAAAGUAAAUCCCUGCCUUCUCCACCUCUGGGAAAUGUAUUGCCAUCACUGGUGCAAGCUAUAUUUAAUGGAGAUCCUGAUGAAGUCCGAGCACUAAUAUUUAAGAAAGAAGAUGUUAACUUUCAGGACAAUGAAAAGAGAACUCCACUGCAUGCUGCUGCCUAUCUUGGAGAUGCAGAAAUCAUUGAAUUGCUUAUUUUAUCUGGAGCUAGAGUUAAUGCCAAAGACAGCAAAUGGUUGACACCUUUACACAGAGCAGUUGCAUCUUGUAGUGAGGAAGCAGUUCAGGUACUUUUGAAGCAUUCUGCAGAUGUGAACGCUCGAGACAAAAACUGGCAAACCCCUUUACACAUAGCAGCUGCUAAUAAAGCUGUCAAGUGCGCGGAAGCUUUGGUGCCCCUGCUGAGUAAUGUAAACGUGUCCGAUCGAGCAGGGAGGACUGCACUGCAUCAUGCAGCUUUCAGCGGACACGGAGAGAUGGUCAAACUGCUCCUGUCUAGAGGUGCCAAUAUUAAUGCUUUUGACAAGAAAGAUAGACGUGCUAUCCAUUGGGCAGCAUAUAUGGGUCACAUUGAAGUGGUGAAGUUACUUGUGGCACAUGGCGCUGAGGUGACGUGCAAGGAUAAGAAGUCGUACACGCCCCUCCACGCCGCAGCCUCCAGCGGGAUGAUCAGCGUCGUCAAGUACCUUCUAGACCUGGGGGUUGAUAUGAACGAACCAAAUGCCUAUGGAAACACGCCUCUUCAUGUCGCCUGCUACAAUGGGCAGGACGUUGUCGUGAAUGAACUUAUAGACUGUGGUGCUAACGUCAAUCAGAAGAACGAGAAAGGGUUUACUCCUUUGCACUUUGCUGCUGCAUCAACUCAUGGAGCACUGUGUUUAGAGCUUCUAGUAGGCAAUGGGGCUGAUGUCAAUAUGAAGAGCAAAGAUGGGAAAACCCCACUGCACAUGACUGCCCUCCACGGUAGAUUCUCCAGAUCCCAAACCAUUAUCCAGAGUGGCGCUGUGAUCGACUGUGAGGAUAAGAACGGAAACACCCCUUUGCACAUAGCAGCGAGGUACGGCCAUGAGCUGCUCAUCAACACGCUUAUUACAAGUGGUGCUGACACUGCAAAGCGUGGCAUACAUGGAAUGUUCCCCCUCCAUUUGGCAGCCUUAAGUGGUUUCUCAGAUUGCUGUAGGAAACUUCUUUCUUCUGGAUUUGAUAUAGAUACUCCAGAUGAUUUUGGCAGGACCUGUCUCCAUGCAGCUGCAGCUGGAGGGAAUUUGGAGUGCCUCAACCUUCUGCUGAAUACUGGUGCAGACUUCAACAAAAAGGACAAAUUUGGGAGGUCUCCGCUGCACUAUGCUGCUGCCAACUGCAAUUACCAGUGCCUGUUUGCUCUUGUGGGGUCGGGAGCAAGCGUGAAUGACCUUGAUGAAAGAGGAUGCACGCCCCUGCACUACGCAGCCACGUCAGACACAGACGGCAAGUGCCUGGAAUACUUACUAAGAAACGACGCAAAUCCAGGGAUCCGGGACAAGCAGGGGUACAACGCGGUCCACUACUCAGCCGCUUACGGCCACCGCCUGUGUCUUCAGCUGAUUGCAAGUGAAACUCCUCUAGACGUAUUAAUGGAAACCUCUGGCACAGACAUGCUGAAUGACUCAGACAAUAGAGCAACAAUAAGCCCUUUGCACUUGGCCGCCUAUCACGGUCACCACCAAGCCCUGGAAGUGUUGGUGCAGUCUCUGUUAGAUCUGGACGUGAGAAACAGUAGUGGAAGAACGCCCUUGGACCUCGCAGCAUUUAAGGGACACGUGGAAUGUGUGGAUGUCCUCAUCAAUCAGGGAGCCUCGAUCUUAGUGAAAGACUACAUUCUGAAGCGAACACCUAUCCAUGCGGCCGCAACAAAUGGUCAUUCGGAAUGCUUACGGCUACUGAUAGGAAAUGCAGAACCACAGAACGCAGUAGACAUUCAAGAUGGGAACGGACAGACCCCGCUGAUGCUGUCUGUUCUCAACGGGCACACGGACUGCGUCUACUCACUGCUGAACAAAGGAGCCAGUGUGGAUGCCAAAGACAAAUGGGGAAGGACGGCCCUGCACAGAGGGGCAGUCACCGGCCACGAGGAGUGCGUGGAUGCGUUACUUCAGCAUGGUGCUAAGUGCUUGUUCCGAGACAGCAGGGGCCGGACACCCAUACACUUGUCAGCUGCCUGCGGGCACAUCGGAGUGCUCGGGGCCCUGCUGCAGGCGGCGGCCAGCGCGGAGGCGAGCCCAGCCCUGGCUGACAGUCAUGGCUACACGGCGCUGCACUGGGCCUGCUACAAUGGUCACGAGACGUGUGUAGAGCUCCUCUUAGAGCAGGAAGUUUUCCAGAAGAUGGAAGGAAAUGCUUUCAGCCCGCUGCACUGCGCUGUGAUCAACGACAGCGAAGGCGCCGCUGAGAUGCUCAUCGACUCGCUGGGCGCCGGCAUCGUAAAUGCCCCGGACGCCAAGGGGAGAACCCCGCUGCACGCGGCCGCCUUCACAGACCACGUGGAGUGCCUGCAGCUGCUGCUCAGCCACAACGCUCAGGUCAACGCCGUGGACUCCUCGGGGAAGACCCCGCUCAUGAUGGCUGCGGAGAACGGGCAGACGAACACAGUCGAGAUGCUGGUGAGCAGUGCUAGUGCAGACCUGACUCUGCAAGACAGCAGUAAAAACACCGCGCUCCAUCUGGCUUGCGGCAAGGGUCAUGAAACUAGUGCCUUGUUAAUACUGGAAAAGAUAACAGACAGAAACCUCAUCAAUGCAACCAAUGCAGCUUUGCAAACGCCUCUGCAUGUUGCUGCCCGGAACGGGCUAACAAUGGUGGUUCAAGAACUUUUGGGGAAAGGAGCAAGCGUGCUUGCUGUAGAUGAAAACGGCUACACCCCAGCUCUGGCCUGUGCUCCCAACAAGGACGUGGCCGACUGCCUGGCCCUCAUUUUGGCCACCAUGAUGCCUGUCUCAUCCAGCAGCCCCUUGUCAUCGCUGACAUUCAACGCUAUUAACCGUUACAGCAACACCUCAAAGACGGUCAGCUUCGAGGCCUUGCCCAUCAUGAGGAGCGACCCCAGCUCCUACUGCAGUUUCAACAACGUGGGCGGGGAGCAGGAGUACCUGUACACAGACGCGGAUGAGCUCAACGACUCUGACUCCGAGACCUACUGAGAGGCCGAGCCAGGGGCCCAGGGUGCUGGCGCUGUGCUUUUUCUGGAAAAAAGCACCUUCUUAUGCACGCACAGAUUCAACCUGAGAGAUCGUGGAGUAAGCGAAUGUAAGAAACGUGAUGACAUUAGGAAGAAGAGUUUUAAAGGCAAGUUUUGCAAAACGAACUUCUGGAAUCUUGAAAUCGACUUGACCAAGGACACCCCGCCGUCGAGAUGCUCGGUGGAAUUGUGCAAUUCGGUCUUGCAGUGCCAGGAGUGAUCUGGGACGCUGUGCACCCUAGUCUGCUUACACAAGCAACACUAUGGUAAAAGAGGAGAUCAGGACACUAGAUUUAACCUUUACCAGACCAGUAAAAUGACAAUUAAACUUAAGGGCAAUAAAAGUUUGGUACAGUAGGCAUUACUGCACAGCAAGUUGCCAAAGGACCAAAUAACUUGAAGGUUUUUAAUAGAACGCCACUUGCGGAAGCAGAGCGGGUGAAAUGAGACAUUAUCUAAACCAAACUUUAAUAUUUCUGAAAAUGAAGCUGAGAUUUGGUUUUAAAUGUUGAUUUUUUUUGUAAGAAAACAUCUGAAAGCCUUCUAAUACUGUAUUAAACCAUGAGAGAAAGCAGAUGUAUUUUUACAUUUUUUCUUUUACAUAAAAAUUUUAAAAUUCCAACUUUUAUAAUACUAGAAUUGAAAACCAGCUGACUGGGUGCAGUCAGGGUGGAAAUAUUUGUGACGUAGACACAAGACAGGUUGGGGUCGGGCUCCUGCUGCCCAGUCGUGAGUGGUUUAGGUUUUAAAUUGAACUAUUUUUGUUUGAAAAUGUAAAGGGUUUCCUAGAAGAAAACCUCAUGAAAUCAAAAAGUAGAUUAUUUUCACCCUGUUGCAGCUGAGUGGUCCCGGGGAGUGCAGUUUCAGCCUCACUGCUCUGGAUGGUACGCCUGUGUCUCUGACAUCACCCUGUGCCUCCACAGCGGCUUGGGGGGUUUCUGUUUUCGGUGGUUGGUGAAGAACCAAAAAGAAAACUCCCUUGUUAUCCGUAAGGUAACAUCAUCGGGUGUCUUGGAAGGCACGUCCUUAUUGGGCACGGUUUACAGUGCUGAAGCGUUCAGGUCUUCUUGACACUGGAAGCAGCAUGUGUGUGACGGGCUGCGGGUGGGGAGAGAAGCAGCUGUCUGCUGAGCUGGGAGGCCGCCUUUCAGAGAACGAAAAGGGGGAAGGGCUGACGUUCAGGCUUUUAAAUACCAGUCUCCUGGGUCUGCCUUUACUGUAACUGUCACUUUCCCGUGAAAGCGAUCUCACAUACGUGGGAAGGAGUCUUGCAGGUCUGGGUGAAGUUCCAUGAAUUUUCACAAAAUGAUACCCGAUUUCAUUUUAUUCUUUUUGUAUUGUGAAACUGGAAAACUCUAUGACACUGUAAGUUACCAGCUGGUUUUUCUGAAUAUAAAGUGUGAAGACACAGAACAGUAUUUUGACUAUUUGGUAAUUUGUGGGUUUUGAAGAUUUAUGAGCAUGUAAAUAGAAGUAGUGACUGCCUGAACACUGUGUUGACUUGCACUCCUUCAGUACAGCAAGAUCCCUGUAUAUUUUAGAGCAUAAUAAAACACAGACGUGAGCUGUAUCUAAUGAACAGUGUAUUUGUAUCUGUGCAUAGUACCUAAAAAGUCUAUGAAAUUUCUAGGGCAUUGAC
This is a messenger RNA of Vicugna pacos (alpaca), 4929 nucleotides long. It is a transcript of the gene ANKRD28, whose product is annotated as ankyrin repeat domain 28. The record is from RefSeq and is a predicted model, not a curated record. Lineage: Eukaryota; Metazoa; Chordata; Mammalia; Artiodactyla; Camelidae. Gene Ontology annotation, molecular function: protein binding.